AUUCAUUUACAAGUAACGGAACCGGGCAGUUCCGCGGCUGGUUGCCAGAAAGUUUUUGUUGUUGUUUUUUAUUAGGCAAACUACUAAGAUUGAAUGUAAGCUAUACGGCUACUUUAAUGUUUUUUUUGGGGGGGGACGGGACGGGGGAAGAAGAUUUGUCGUAAAGGGUAAACUUUUAUUUCACUGCGCGCAAUGAGCUCCAAACUCAGGCCAAGUGACAGAGGAAAACAGUUUUCGCCUCAACCCUCGAUGAGACAAAACCACAGAGUAAUGGAGACGGACUAACGCGUCAAAUGAAAGACAUGAACUUCGGCGUCCCCGCGAACUCGCUGCUGCUCUUGCGUGCCUGCGAUGACGGGGACUACGAGACAGCCCGGGGUCUCCUGGAGCCCGGCGCCCCGAGAGAGUCGGGUCGGCAGAGCAGGCUGCGGUCAGAAGCGGGCUCCGAGUGCGCGGCCCCGGACGGGGUGUCCCUGGUAGCGGUGGACUGCACGGACGAGGAGGGGAACACCGGCCUGCAGUUCGCCUCGGCCAGCGGCCACGAGAACCUGGUGCGGUUCCUGCUGCGGAAGGGCGCCUCGGUGGACAGCCGCAACAACUACGGCUGGACCCCGCUGAUGCAGGCUGCGAGGUUUGGCCACCUGACUGUCGCCCACCUCCUCCUGGAGAACGGGGCGGAGAUAAACGGCCGCAACAGGCUUGGCGCCAGCGUCCUGUCCAUGGCGGCCCGCGGGGGCCACGUUCACGUGGUCAAGCUGCUCCUCGAGGGCGGGGCCUACGUCGACGACUUCGACCACCUGGCCUUGGCUGCGGAGACCAUCUCUAACAGCAACAGCAGCAACAGCUGCAGCACAGUUGGAUUUGGACCUGCUGAGGUCUACCCGGUCGGAGGAGGAGGAAGGGAUUUUAUGGACAUCACAGCUUUGAUGGUGGCGUCCCAGCACGGUCACGAGGCUGCCGUCCGCCUGCUGCUGGAGUGGGGCUCUGAUGUCAACUUUUCCCAGAAGACCACCGGCUGGGGGCCGCUAAUGGCGGCUACGCUCAGCGGGAAGGAAUCGGUAGCUGAGCAGCUGGUGGAGCGCGGGGCCGAUCCAGACCGGGUCAACGUUCUCUCCAAGACGGCCUUUGAGCUAGCCAUGCAGCUGAAGCAAAGAGGCGUCAAGGCGUACCUGGACUCCAUCACCACCGUCAGACCUCAAACGGACGAUGAGAGAAAAAGGCCAGACGUGUUCAGCGCUCUCAAACUGGGAAACUCCCAGCUCGUUAAAGACAUCUUGGAGGAGGAUCCGGCUCAGGUAAACUCCUCCAAUCAGGACGGAGCGUCGCCGCUCAUGAUGGCGGCGGUGAGCGGGCAGUUGGAGGUGGUGCAGCUGAUGGUGGAGAAGAAAGCCGACGUAGACAGACAGGACUCCGCUCACGGCUGGACCGCUUUAAUGCAAGCCACGUAUCACGGCAAUAAAGACAUUGUCAAGUACCUGCUGAGUCAAGGAGCUGACGUCAACCUGCGAGCUAAGAAUGGAUACACUGCCUUUGAUUUGGUCAUGCUGCUCAACGACCCAGACACUGAGCUGGUGCGUCUCUUGGCAUCGGUGUGCAUGCAGGUGGACAAGGACAAAUCCAAACACCGCGGCAGAGCUUUGACCAGCCUCUCCAAAAGCAGACAGUCCCUCAACAACAUUCCAGUGCCACCCGAUGACAAGGGAGGCCUCAAGUCCUGGUGGAGCAGGAUGUCCAAUCGCUUCCGGAGGCUGAAGCUGACUCACACCCUGAGGCACGGCCUCUCAACCAAUCGGCUGGCUCCGUUUCCAGACGAAGCCGAGACUCCGCUGGACGCCACGAUGAGGGCGGACGCGAAGGCCGCAGCUGCGCCCAACGGCACGGCUGCGGCAGCUGCCGCUCCAGGAGUGAGUGACGUGAGCGCCGUGUGGGCCAUCAAGACCAAAGACGCUGCAGGUCACUGCAGGACAUCCUCAGAAAAGGACGACUCUCUGAUAACCACAAUGCUGAGAAGCGGCGCUCCUCUCACCCGGCUGCCGAAUGACAAGCUGAAAGCCGUGAUCCCUCCCUUCCUGCCGCCAUCCUACUUUGAGCCCUGGAACUCCGACCGAUUGCGUUUCCUCCAAGACGGGAAGAGCGAGGCAACGCGGCUGCCGAUGCCUCCUCAACGGAAACUCAACAGCAGCGGGAACUCUGACAUUACGUCCAUCAGUCGUGUUGUGAACAGGUCCAUCAAGUUUCCGAGCAUCCCUAAGGGACCCUCCUCAUCCUCGCCCUCUAAUUCUGGUCACUACCACUCCCCCCACUCCUCCGGGGGGUCCAACGGAGUAGCGGGGAUCAACCGGGACUCUCACAAUCGCUCAGGGGGCAGCGCAGACAGCGUUCUCUCCCAGAUAGCUGCCCAGCGUAAAAGAGCUGCGGGGCUGAUAGAGGUGAAGACCCAAACGGCAGAGAAGCAUCAUAGCCCGGCUCCUCCGCCGGCGUCAGUACCCGUCAGCCUGCCUGGCAUCCCGUCCAACCCGAGCCUGGUCGACACGGACCUCCACGCCAGAAGGAAGGUGGAGCGGAAAAAGAGAUCGCAGUCUGGGAAUUCGUCCACCUCCAAGAGCACGUCCCCGACUUUAACCCCGUCUCCGUCCCCGACGCCAAAGAUCCCCGUCGGCCCGGGCGACUCUCUGUCGUCGGCUUCGUCUCACCCGCGCUCCAAGAGCAGCGGCGGCUCCAGCAGCGGCACCAUCACAGGCGAAGAUGAGCUGUCUAGUAUUUUGAAGAAACUGUCUCUUGAGAAAUACCACCCUAUUUUUGAGGAGCAGGAGGUCGACAUGGAAGCGUUCCUGACUCUAACAGACGGAGACCUGAAGGAGCUGGGGAUCAAAACAGACGGCCCCAGGCAGCAGAUCCUAGCCGCCAUAUCCGAACUCAACGCUGGAAAGGGUCGGGAAAGGCAGAUCCUUCAAGAGACCAUCUAUAACUUCCAGUCGUCCUUCGGCAGCAGCGCCAGCAACCCGAGGCCACCAGGCCAGUCCCGGUCUCCAACAACUUGGAUGAGGCAUCAAGUUCGCUCCUCCAGCAAAAGAUAACCUUAUCUACAUUAAUCCCCAUAAGGGAAACACUCCGGAGGUCCCUCCAGGAGGAGCGUGGAUGUUGACGACUCUUUGUGGAGGCUCCCGAACGGCAACAGGAAUAAGUGCAAGGGGACCAGCCAAGCUCUCCAGUCGAGAGAGCGUUUUAUGGGGCACAGCUGGACCAAACUGGGAAGCAAGGAAGCAGCCUCUGCUUUCCACUGAAGCGUGAGCUGCUUGGGAAACAGGACAUGGAAAAAUGGAAAAAACCAGGAGCGUUGGGACUAAACCCUGAGGUACACCAAGUAAAUUAACAGACAUUUUGUGAUAAGAACGUGAGAUGCAACAAACGUACCAUAAAAGCAUUGGUUGGAUUAAAAAGUACAUUGGUUGUGUGCGUAGAAAUAAAAGGUGUCUGGAUUGUCUUUUGUUGGCUCUGGAAGCUGCUGAAGUGAAAUGACUGAAACACUAAAAGGACGAAACUGCAUCAGGUGUGUUUUCAUCAUUAAUACAAGGAAAUUAUUCCACCCCGCAAUUCUUUGCGGCUGCAAAUGUUAUAUUUAUGAUUUAUGUAAAGAAAAAUCACUUAAUGUCGAGAGUGUGAACAUCAUAGAUAUUCAGUAUGUCAAACGAAAAACACAUUUAAACUUCUAUUGGAUUUAAGAGGGAAGAUAGCAACCAGCAACUGAUAAUUGAAUCCUCUUAGUUCACUGAUUAUCAGUAACUUUGGGCGGUUUAGUCAUACAUACACGUAUGGAAACACAACGCCAAGGGGGAAGGACUUCAGCAAUGAUCUUAGAGAAAUAAUUUCUGCUGCUUAUCAAUCUGGCAAGGGUUGUAAAAAGGCAAUCUCCAACUUAUCUGUUGUUGAACUUUACACAGAGUGACAAAUUACCUUUAAGAGGAAAAGUGGUCAACACUAUAAAAAAAACACAAAAUCUUACAAAGUUUUACUUCUGUCCAUUUUCUAGUGCAAAUAUGUUAUUACACUUGACUUGAAUAAGGCAAGACUGACUCACAAAUAUCUUUUCAGCAAGAUAUAAGAGAUUGUUGUAAGUCAACAAUUGUUUAAUCUUUAAAAGAAAUAGCUCCACUGACAGAUUGUUUCUCUUAUAACACACACGCAAAAACAAAUUGCCGUUCUAGAAGUGAAAAAAUAUGCCUGUGAAAAUUGGAUCGGCACUCAACAAUUAUUGACUUAAAACAAACUCCCAUAUGUUGCUGAAAAGUUAGUUGUUAGUUUUGAGUUGAUAGGUUAAAUGUUCCUAGUCCAGUUUCAGAAAACACUGAAGAGGUGUUACUUGUUAGGGGACAGAAAAAAAAGAACAAGGCAGCACAACUCGGCUUUACGAACUGGAAACGAUGAUUAAAUAUUACACUUUGUUAUUCUUUAACAUCUUAGUGGACAAAACAGCUCUUAAGGCUGGAGAGCCUUACAGAUGCUGAUAGGACCUUCAGCGUAGAUUGGCCAAAGAGAUCUUUACUUGAAAUUCUGCAAAUUUGAUCAAAGGAAUCUGAAUUACUCUUUGGCACCACAGUUAAGUUCUCUGACCCCGGGAAAUAAUUACAUCUCUGUCUCAGGACUGAAGGAAAGCGGCCAGGAGAAAAUCCCCCUAUCUUCCAGAAGGGGGCAGUAAGCUCUUACCACUACAUUAAACUUUCAGCUCUCCUGAACUUAUACAUAUUCUGGUCUUCAACUUUUUGCCUAAAGUUGAAGACUUCAGCAAUAGUAAAAUAAAUAAAUAAAAUUAAUUUCAUUUAUUUUUUUGUUGCCAGAUCUCCUCCUCCUCGUACUGCACUGUCUCAAUAAAACGAGGACAUCCCCAGUGCAAAAACACGAGUUGAUUUGUGUCAACAUUGAUUAGGAGGGAGGUGAUUUCAAAUCAUCCAGAGUCUCCACCCUCACAUGUUUUAUUUACAUCAUUUUCCUCGCAGCCGUCGUUCAUUAUUAUGAAGUCCCAAAAAAUUGUGAGCUUGAAUUUCGUCACCUGCUGUAAAACAUGUUUGGAGGGUUUAAUAUGGCUGUCUGGAAAAGCUUUAUUGGAAUUUUUCCUUUAAGGAUAUAUUUGGCACUAUUUGUACAGACUGAGACAUUUUUGUACAACUUAAAAUGUUUCAUGUUAAAUGAAUAACAUACCCAGCCAACUUUUACUCUCUCUCUCUUUCCUUCUUUUUCGUUUUUUAACAAGGUUUGGAGUACUUCUAAAGCUCCAGAACUAGCCUGCAGGCUGCACUUUGUAGGAAACGUUCAUAUGUCCCGAAUCUUCCAAAUCUUUUCAGUAAAAUUAAUUGGGCCUGUUGGACCAUUUAUCACCACGUCUAAUAAGGCAUCUAACGGGUCCUUUCACACGCACAAAAAGUGUCGUGACUCUGAAACUGCUCCAGUGCUUGAAAGUGGAUUAGACUGAAAUUUGUCUCACUACUUCCACUAGGCUACUAGAGGAAGUGGCUCUGCCUUGAAAAAGUAUUUUCCUCUAAAAUCUGAAACUCCUCAGCAAAUAAAAAAGAAAGAAGUGGAAAAAAAGACAGCGAAACAACUUACCAGUACAGGAAAACAGGUUUUCCUGUAGUCAUUGGUGGCCUUUCUAACUAGUUAGCAUUCUAACUAGCCAAGGCAGUUGCUCCUAACUGGUUAGCAUGCUAACAAGCCAAGGCAGUUGCUCCUAACUGGUUAGCAUGCUAACUAGCCAAGGCAGUUGCUCCUAACUAGUUAGCAUUCUAACUAGCCAAGGCAGUUGCUCCUAACUGGUUAGCAUGCUAACAAGCCAAGGCAGUUGCUCCUAACUGGUUAGCAUGCUAACUAGCCAAAGCAGUUGCUCCCAGAUUUAUUUCUUUAUUUUCAGUUUAUCUGUCCCAUACCACACGUUUAUGAUUUGGUGACAGUUUGAACAAAUAUGUAAAAGCAAAACAUUGUUUCUAAAAGUUACAUACCGCAGCUUUAAAUGUUGCAGAUAAAAGCCAGCAAUAAAAUAAUGAAACAGCAAGAAGUAGGCGAUAAAUACACUCAAAAGCUUAGACCGAGUUUGCAGACGUAGACUUCAUGAGUCAUGUUAUUGGCUAUACGAAGAAUUUGCACACUUUAGAAAACAUUUGAGCUUGACGGAGAUGGUUUGUAAUUGCGAAGGGAGUGUAAAGGAGUUUUUUCCCCCCCCUCUCAGUUGGAGACGUUUUGUUGACUCUUCCCGAAACUCUCGAUUUCUGAACACAAAAGGCUUUUGAGUGCUGGAUAUUUUUGUCUCGUACAGAUAAAGCUCCAAGUUGAAAGAGGAAUAAGAAUAUGCAAGACAUUGUUUUCGGCCUUGGGAUUGUGUUCGAAUGGAAAAACCCCACUGUGUGCUCAUUACCAUACAAGUGGCGCAUGUACCAGUUCUCGUUUAGAUCCGUUUUGUUUCAUGAACAAAUUUUGCUCUAGACCCUCUUCAUCUACAUUCUCUGACAUGCCUCAACACCCACCAUCAAUCCCCGACCCGACCAAAAUCUGGAACAGACUGGCCCCUUUAAACCCGUUUUUUUUUUUUCUUUUUUUCUUUUUGAUGACCUGGAUGGAGACGAAGCCGACAGGCAGGCGACAGAGUUCUUGUAGAGUUUAAUGAAAAACAUGGCUGCAGCACAGUGAAGGCUUCCCUCUCCUGUUGCCGCGACAGAGCCGGAGCUCAGAUGCACAUCGACGGGGAGGAAUCUGCAGGAGCGAGCCAGAGAGAGAGAGCUACAUUUGGAACAUAUUAACAUGGCCGCGGCAUGUGGGAAGCAAAUGGAGUGACUCAUUCGAUGUCCUCAUAAUUGUUUGCAUGCACAUGUGCUUUUGAUUAUGUUGAAUAACAUUAAAUAAUAUUGUUUGUAGCUGUCAGUACAGUAGUUGCGCUGUGGUUGGGAACACCAUUCAUGAAUCAUGACUGCAUUCUGGAAGUAAACUGAACACGGCGACUGGUUAGAAAUUGUUUAUGGUGAAUAAUAAAAGUGAACUUUUGUUGUU
This is a messenger RNA of Xiphophorus hellerii (green swordtail), 7032 nucleotides long. It is a transcript of the gene anks6, whose product is annotated as ankyrin repeat and sterile alpha motif domain containing 6. The transcript has 18 exons. The record is from RefSeq and is a predicted model, not a curated record. Gene Ontology annotation, molecular function: protein binding. The coding region runs from base 294 to 3077 and encodes 927 amino acids. Lineage: Eukaryota; Metazoa; Chordata; Actinopteri; Cyprinodontiformes; Poeciliidae.